Molecule: messenger RNA, 2187 nt
Organism: Drechmeria coniospora
Lineage: Eukaryota; Fungi; Ascomycota; Sordariomycetes; Hypocreales; Ophiocordycipitaceae
Product: rRNA-processing protein UTP23
Exons: 7
Coding region: 1-2187 (728 amino acids)
Cellular component (GO): small-subunit processome; nucleolus
Molecular function (GO): small ribosomal subunit rRNA binding
Source: RefSeq, a predicted model, not a curated record
AUGCGCCCAUCCCCUCUUCCACCCUUGGCUGCCGUCUCGAGAUCUCUCCCACGUAGGCGACGCUGCUCAGACCCGCCAUGGCGGGGCCGCCGUGACGACGACCGCUGCUCAUCCUCGACACCCCCGUCCUCGCCGCCGGUGCAUCCGCACCCGAGACUGCCCUUUCGCUUCGAGACAGGCAUCGGGUUGUUCGCCAAGCGCCCGCCGAGGCCCUUCCCCCCGCCCUUCCUCUCUCCUCCGUCCGGCUCCUUCUCCGACCCGCUGAGCACGCACCAUCGGAGCCGGGAUCGGAGAGUCUUUGUCAACGGCGAGCUGAUACGGGGGCUGACAAACGGCGACGAUGCCGUCUACGAGAGCGACUUCUUCAUCGGCGCAAACGACGGCGUGGGCGCCUGGGCCGCUCGACCGAGAGGUCACGCCGGCCUGUGGUCCCGCCUCAUCUUGCACUUUUGGGCGACGGCCGUCGAGAAGGACUUGGAAAGGUGUCUCUCCCCGCCCCUGCCGCACGAGCCGCACGAACCCGACCCCGUCGCCGCCCUUCAGUCCGCGUACGAGCAAACGUUGGAUGCCACGGUGCCCCAUGAUUGGCAAGGAACCACGACCGCCUGCGGCGCCCAGCUGCACUACAGGAUGCCCCCGGAGGUCGUGGGAGGCGGCCCUACGGCGUUGCUGUACGUGACCAACGUCGGAGACUGCCAGAUCAUGGUCGUCCGCCCGAGGCUGCGCGAGGUCGUCUACAAGACGAAGGAGCAGUGGCACUGGUUCGACUGCCCGCGACAGCUCGGGACGAACAGCCCGGACACGCCGAGACGGAGCGCCGUCAUGGACACGGUCGAUCUCGAGGAAGGCGACGUCGUGCUCGCCAUGACCGACGGCGUCAUCGACAAUCUCUGGGAGCACGAAAUCGUCGAGACGCUGGUGAAGAGCAUCGGCGACUGGGAGUCGGGCACGAGCCGCCACGGCGCCGCGGAUCGUACGGGGGGGCGCAACGGCGGCAUGAAAGCGGCGGCGCAGGAGGUUGUCGCAGCAGCCAAGGUCAUCGCCAUGGACCCGUUCGCCGAAAGCCCAUUCAUGGAGCACGCCAUCGAGGAGGGGUUGGCGAGCGAAGGAGGAAAACUUGACGACAUCAGCGUCGUCGCGGCUUUCGUGCCAAGGUCUCCUCCGUCAGGUGACGAUCAAGUGGGACCUUGGCUCGACCCACCCCCUCUUGUCGCUCACCAUCUUAUCGCACUGGGUGGUGUUUGGUCAUCCUCAAAAGCCUCCGCAAACAACCAACCGCUGCAGUUUCUCGCCACACGAUUCAAGAUGAGGGGGAAACGAUCCAAACAGUAUCGCAAGCUCAUGGAGCAGUUCUCCAUGGCAUUCGGCUUCCGCGAGCCGUAUCAAGUUUUGGUCGACGCCGAGAUGGUGCGAGAUUCGUGUCGUUUCAGGAUGGAGCUUGCACCCGCCUUGCAGCGCACAGUCCACGGAAAGGUCAAACCCAUGAUUACACAAUGCGAGAUUCGAAAACUGUACGCGCAAAAGGCCGAGCCUGGAGUUGACGAAGCCAUCGAGGUGGCAAAGACUUGCGAGCGGCGACGCUGCGGCCACCAUCCAGAAGAAUACCCCGAGCCUCUGAGCACGAUGGACUGCCUGCGGUCAGUCGUCGACCCCAAGGACCAGGGCGAGAACAAGCACCGCUAUGUUGUGGCGAGUCAAAGCCAAGAAGUCAGGCGCCUACUGCGCACCGUUCGCGCCGUGCCUCUCAUCUACAUUAAACGGAGCGUCAUGAUCCUGGAGCCCAUGUCGGACGAGAGCGCCGCCACGAGGGCUCGGGAGGAGAGAAGCAAAUUCAGGGCCGAGAUCUUGCCCGCCCUAGGAAAAAGGAAGCGGGAGGAAAGGCCGGACGAGGGCAACGAUGACGAUGGCGAUGGCGACGACAAUACGAGGGCGGCGGAGAAGGUGAAAAGGGGGAAGCGGCGCGGACCGAAGGAACCAAACUCGCUCUCCGUGAAGAAGACGAAGAAGGAUACGCAAACAAACGUGGCACGGAGGAUCACGAGACCGGAGGAAGAGGUUGCCACAGCCACGCAGGCAAAACGGAAGAGGCGGCGGAAGGACAAGACGGCCGGUGCCCCGACGAAGCAAGAGGGAGACGCCGAUUCGGCAGCGCCAGCUGUUGCCGACGUGGAUGGAAACGACGGCUAG